ACCUCCGUUAUCGAAGUCCAUGCGGGUGCCGUUAAUGCGAAUGUCAGCUGACCCUAUAUCAGCACCCGACACAUGGCUCCGUUAGUAUCGUCCUGCAUCUAACCACAAUGCGUCGUUUCACGUCCAUACUUUUGUUCCUCGCUGUGUCAACUUGCGUGACCUGCAGUUUGAUCACCGAUCGACUCACGAAGGAUAUUCUUCUACCUGAUGCGGAAUUAGAAGACAACAGUGCACCUGAAGCAACGCCCAUUGAAGUACCACAACCAAACAGUUUCACUGAGAAUGCUGGAUGCGCUAAAGUCGGAGAAUUUUGUAUGAACCACAAGGAUUGCUGUUCUAACGCCUGCCAUGGUUACUUGAAGAGAUGUGUGUCGGCGCGAGAACUGGUAGAGGAAGAGCAGUUGAGCUAAUUUUCACAAUUAGCUUCAUCGAGGAUAUGAUCUAAAACAUCCAUGUACUUAAUUUUUAAAAUUAUUUUGCAAAUAUUAAAUUAAUCUGUUAUUACCUAUUUAACUUUA
This is a messenger RNA of Spodoptera frugiperda (fall armyworm), 518 nucleotides long. RefSeq lists its product as uncharacterized. The transcript has 2 exons. The record is from RefSeq and is a predicted model, not a curated record. NCBI's taxonomy places the organism in Eukaryota, Metazoa, Arthropoda, Insecta, Lepidoptera, Noctuidae. The coding region runs from base 108 to 410 and encodes 100 amino acids.